Molecule: messenger RNA, 912 nt
Organism: Acanthisitta chloris (rifleman)
Lineage: Eukaryota; Metazoa; Chordata; Aves; Passeriformes; Acanthisittidae
Gene: SERHL2
Product: serine hydrolase-like 2
Exons: 11
Coding region: 1-912 (303 amino acids)
Source: RefSeq, a predicted model, not a curated record
AUGUUCUCAGAACUGAGGUUCCCUGUGCCCUGGGGCCACGUGGCAGCCAAGGCCUGGGGACCCUCGGAUGGACACCCUGUGCUGUGUCUGCACGGCUGGCUGGACAAUGCCAAUACCUUCGACAAGCUCAUUCCGCUGCUUCCCAGAAGUUGCUAUUAUGUAGCAAUGGAUUUUUCUGGCCAUGGCUUGUCAUCCCACCGACCUGCAGGCAGCCCCUACCAUUUCCUGGAUUUUGUGACCGAUGUGCGCCGGGUGAUAGCAGCCUUGCAGUGGAAACGGUUCACCCUGAUGGGUCACAGUAUGGGUGGGGCUGUGGCAGGAAUGUUCUGUUUCCUUUAUCCUGAGAUGGUGGACAAGCUGAUCCUGCUGGAAAGUGUUGGCUUUCUGCUAGCUCCAGAGGACACUGAGGCAUGGCUGAAAUCUAAACGGAGGGUGAUUGACAGGUUACUGAGCCUAGAGGCAAAGCAGCAAACACCCAAAGCACGGAGCCCUGAAGCAGCGUUGCAGAGGCUCUUAGAAGCAAACGAACAUCUGACAGCAGAGGGUGGGGCAAUCCUGCUGCAGCGAGGAGCAACUGAGACACCCGCUGGGCUAGUAUAUAACAGGGACAUGAGAGCCCGUACGCAGAGUCGAGAGUUCUUAACGGUGGAGCAGUGUGUGAAGCUCUUGCAGAAGAUCCAGGACCAUGUUCUUAUCAUCAUAUCACAAGAUGGACUCUUAGUACCACACAAGAUACCCCGCAGAAAUCACUUUGUGAGAGCCCUCCAGGAGGCACUCGAGUCUACCCUGAAAGAGCACAUUCAGCUAGUAGAGGUGCCUGGGAGUCAUUUUGUGCACCUGAAUGAGCCUGAAGUGGUGUCUGGGAUCAUCAGCAACUUCCUGACAGCACACAACACCAGAGCAAGGCUCUAG